GGAACAAGAUGGCGAUUCCGGGCAGGCAGUAUGGGCUUAUUUUGCCAAAGAAAACACAGCCGUUGAACCGAGUUUUGCAAAAACCAUCAGUGUUUGGAAAUGAUUCUGAUGAUGAUGAGGCGUCUGUGAGCGAAAGCCUUCAGAGGGAAGCUGCUAAGAAGCAGGCCAUGAGACAGACCAAACUGGAGAUUCAGAAAGCUCUUGCAGAAGAUUCUACUGUGUAUGAGUAUGACAGCAUUUAUGAUGAAAUGCAGAAAAAAAAGGAAGAAAAUAACCCCAAACUGCUUAUGGGGAAAGAUCGAAAGCCCAAAUAUAUUCACAACUUACUAAAAGCAGUCGAGAUCAGGAAAAAGGAACAGGAAAAGAGAAUGGAAAAGAAAAUACAGAGAGAACGAGAGAUGGAAAAGGGAGAAUUUGAUGAUAAAGAGGCAUUUGUGACAUCUGCUUAUAAAAAAAAACUUGAAGAGAGAGCUGAAGAGGAGGAAAGAGAAAAGAGGGCAGCUGCCCUGGAAGCACGUUUGGAUGUGACCAAGCAGAAAGACCUCAGUGGAUUUUAUCGGCAUCUAUUAAAUCAAGCAGUCGGUGAAGAGGCAGUUCCUAAAUCCAGCUUUCGUGAAGCCAGAACUGUAAUAAAAGAAGAGAAACUCAGGGGUUACCCUGAUGAAACAAAUUCAGAGAACAGACCACAGCAGAACUGCGCCUUGCAGAGUGGUGUAGAGGAAGCGGAGGAAAACCCAGAUGCUGACAGUGAUUCUGAGGAGAGCUGUGACGAUGGUGAAAGAGGAGACCAUAAAGUAAAGUCCAGAGGGGAAGAAGACACUGGCGCCUCCACAAAAUACCUCAAGCAUCACAAGAAUCACACCCACUCACGAUCAUCUAGUGAGGAAGGGGGGCUCAGUACCAAGUACCACUCACGAAGUUCCCAGUCAAGAGGACAUGAGCAUAAGGGAGGUCAGCACCAGGACAGGCAGUCCAGAGACCAAGAGAGCUGUCACAAGGACCGCAGCCACCGGGAAGAAAAGAGUUCUCAUAGGCACAGAGAGGCCAGUCAUAAAGAUCACCACUGGAAGAGGCAUGAGCACGAGGACAAACCGAAGGGACGAGGACAGGGAGAAAGACAGGACAGAGAAUGGAAGAGGGAGAAAUAUUCCUCAAGAGAACAAGAAAAAGACAGACAAUGGAAUGAUCAUGACCGAUAUAGUGAGAAAGAAAAGAAAGGCAAAGAAAAAGAAGAGCACAGGAAAGCAAGGAGGGAAAGAUGUGAAGAUGGUGCUAAGUACAGAGAGAGGAAGAAGCCAGAAGGAAGUGGGCAGUCUUCAGAAAGACAUCGAGACAGAAGGGAGAGCAGCCCGAGGCCUAGACCAGAGGACGACCUUCUUGACCAAGAAAGAUCCAGCAAAGCAAGAAACACGGAAAAGGACAAAGGGGAACAAGGGAAGCCCCCUCGUUCUGAAACAUCACUAGCAACAAAACACAGACUGACAGAGGAAAGACCAGAGAAGGGCAGUCAGCCAGAGAGGCCCCCUGAGGCCGUGAGCAAGUUUGCAAAGCGGAGCAACGAGGAAACGGUGAUGUCAGCUAGGGACAGGUAUUUGGCCAGGCAGAUGGCGCGGAUAAAUGCAAAGACGUAUAUUGAGAAAGAAGAUGACUAAGGACUGCCCAGAUCUGAAGUUCCUUGGAAACACAGAGCAUUGGGACCCUUGAACUUGCUUUAAGAAAGCAUAUGACUGUAUGAACAGCGACUGGGGAGUAUUUUUUAAAGUGUGUUUUCAAAAUUUGUUAAGUCAAAAGUCAGUUCUGUGAGCUUUGGUGCUUGUCUGGAGUUGAGAUAUUCCCUGAUCUAUAGCACUUUCUUGAUUGUAUGCAAGAAUCAUAAGGUGUUAAAUCUUACAAAAUUUCUAUGAGGAAACUUGGCUUCAUGUUAUGUUUAUACAUUAAAAAUAACUUGUAAAAA
Molecule: messenger RNA, 1954 nt
Organism: Rattus norvegicus (Norway rat)
Lineage: Eukaryota; Metazoa; Chordata; Mammalia; Rodentia; Muridae
Gene: Nsrp1
Product: nuclear speckle splicing regulatory protein 1
Exons: 7
Coding region: 9-1652 (547 amino acids)
Biological process (GO): regulation of alternative mRNA splicing, via spliceosome
Cellular component (GO): nuclear speck; nucleus
Source: RefSeq, marked provisional